Messenger RNA from Rotaria sp. Silwood2, 280 nucleotides. The record is from the annotation of a GenBank genome assembly. Lineage: Eukaryota; Metazoa; Rotifera; Eurotatoria; Philodinida; Philodinidae.
AUGAUUGUACUAUUAAAUAGUACUAAUCUAAAAUUUUUAGCAAUUCUUAUUGAUUGUCUUCAUAUGUUAGCAUAUAAUAAUGAAGAAGUUAAAUUAAUUAUUGAAGCAAGUAAUGCUCCUCAACAGUUAUUAAAUAUAUUAGAUAGAACUAACUAUGAAAAACUUAUAUGGACAAUAACACGUUUACUUCGUGUUUUAUCAACAUGUUCAUCAUUAAAAAUCAUGUUAGUAUCAAAAAAUACAGUACAAAUUUUAGAAAAACAAUUAUAUCAACCAAUAA